This is a messenger RNA of Chenopodium quinoa (quinoa), 2617 nucleotides long. RefSeq names its product cellulose synthase-like protein E6. Gene Ontology annotation, biological process: plant-type primary cell wall biogenesis; cellulose biosynthetic process. Bases 198 to 2459 code for a protein of 753 amino acids. Gene Ontology annotation, cellular component: trans-Golgi network; plasma membrane. The record is from RefSeq and is a predicted model, not a curated record. Lineage: Eukaryota; Viridiplantae; Streptophyta; Magnoliopsida; Caryophyllales; Amaranthaceae. The transcript has 8 exons. Gene Ontology annotation, molecular function: mannan synthase activity; cellulose synthase (UDP-forming) activity.
CUUUUUAGACCAUAUCAAUUAUUAAGAUUACAAGCUAAGAUUAGUCUUCUUGUAAUUCUCAUCAAUACCUUCUCUACUACUGUAUUCAUCCAUUCAUUUCAGUACUAUAAAUUUAGACCGCCUUUACGGAAUACACAACCUCCUCAUAUAUGUUAUCACUCUCUUAGUAAACACUUCAAUUUCCUUAAAAAAAAUAAAUGGAAAAGUCUAAACUUCAUGAUUGGCAUGUUCACAAAGUAAGUGCAUUCCUUAACAGAAGUUAUGCUUUCUUACAUAUUGUGGCCACUGCACCAAUUUUCUACUUAAGAGUUGCUUAUUUGUAUGAUCAUACAAAUAAAAACCGCGAUUUAUAUAAUGUGGUGCCUUUGCUCCCAUGGCUCCUGAUAUUUGCUGCUGAAAUCCUUUUCUUUUUCUCAUGGAUCUUUAAGCAAUCCUACUACUGGUGUCCUCUCUCUAGGACCGCCCUUCCUGAGAAUCUGCCUGUGGAUGAACAACUGCCCAAAAUCGACGUGUUUGUAUGCACUGUUGAUCCUGUCAAAGAGCCUACACUUGAUGUUAUGAAUACAGUUAUAUCUGCUAUGUCAUUGGAUUAUCCUGCUCAUAAAUUGAGUGUUUAUGUAUCUGAUGAUGGAGGUGCUUCUGUCACUUUGGAUGCUAUGAAACAUGCUUGGGUCUUUGCCACGUGGUGGUUACCGUUUUGUAAGAGAUAUAAUGUUCUACCAAUUUCUCCUAAAGCUUUUUUCCAACAACAUUUCCAACCACAAUCUCAAAACACUCGUUUUAUUCAAGAUUUUAAGCUACUUAAGGAGAAAUAUGAGGAAUUCGAGGAACGAGUGUGCAGCUGGAAGGAAAGACCAGGUGAUGUUAAUGAUAACAAAGCUAAGGGAAGUGCUAAAGAUCAUUCACCAAUUAUUCAGGUGAUAAAUGAGAGUUUUGUAGGAGAUGAUGACAAUGUUGCAACAACAAACCCGGAAAACAUUAAUAAAAUGCCCUUCCUUGUGUAUGUAGCUCGUGAGAAACGACCUUCUCAUCACCAUCACUUCAAGUCCGGAGCUCUUAAUGUUCUGCAAAGGGUUUCAAGCAUAUUGAGCAAUGCUCCUUACAUACUGGUCCUAGACUGUGACAUGUACUGCAACGAUUCAAAUUCAGCUCGGCAAGCUAUGUGUUUUUACCUCGAUCCUAAGAUAAAUCAGUCAAUAGCUUGGGUUCAAUUCCCUCAGAAAUUCCAUAAUGUUAAUGAAAAAGACGUUUAUGAUGGUCAGAUGAGAGCAACAUGGCCGAUAAUCUAUCCAGGAACUGAUGGACUUCAAGGACCACUACUAUCUGGUACUAAUUUCUACAUCAACAGGAAGGCCUUGUAUGCCUUUGACAUCUCUGCAGCUGGUAAUGAUGACAUAAAUGAGCUCAGACAUACUUUUGGUUCUUCAAAUCUGCUCAUCAAAUCAGUUAGGCAAAUUGAUGAGCCUAAUCAUCCCAAUAAGUUUUCCUCUGAUUAUCUACAAGAGGCUCAUUUCUUAGCUUCUUGUGUCUAUGAAGAGGACACGCUUUGGGGUGAAAAGGUUGGUUUUCGAUAUGACUCAGUGGUGGAAGAUGUGAUGACGGGUUACAUAUUGCAUAGCAAAGGGUGGAAGUCAGUUUACUUAAAUCCACCAAGUCCACAGUUCUUAGGUUCUGCCACUACUAAUCUCAAUGAAACAAUAAUUCAACAUUCGCGAUGGACUGCAGGCCUUCUUCAACUUGGUCUAUCCAAGUAUUGCCCUCUUUUUAACACUUCAACCAGAAUGCCAAUCCUUCAGAAGUUGGUUUAUUCCUGGAUUGUCUAUUAUCCUUUCGAUUUUCUGCCAAAUUCGUGUUUUGCUAUCAUUCAACCACUUUGUCUCUUCUAUGGCAUCCCUUUGUACCCCAAGGUUUCAGACCCAUUUUUCAUACCAUUUGCCUUUGUAUUUAUAUCAUCACAUUUGAAGCCUUUAUAUGAGGCUUUUUUAUGUGGAGGGUCAAUAAAUUCAUGGCUGAACGCGCAAAGGUUUUUGGUAAUAAAGAACCUUACAUCUUAUGUUUACGGUACUCUAGACUGUGUUAUGGGAAAGCUGGGGCUUAGGGAGACAAUCUUUAUGCUUACCAAUAAAGUCGGAGAUGAUGAUACAAGUAAAUGGUACCUAAAUGGGAAGUAUGACUUCAGAACAUCGAACAUGUUUCUUGUUCCAAUUGUUACAGCAGUUAACCUGAAUCUUUCCUCCUUUGUUGUUGGAGUUACAAGAGCAAUAGUCACUCAGAGUUGGGAUACAUUGUUUGCUCAAGCAUUCUUCUCAUUUUACAUGUUCAUCAUUAGUCUUCCUGUGAUUGAGGGCAUGCUGUUAAGGAAGGACAAAGCACGUAUUCCUCUUUCGACUACUUUGAAAUCAACUCUAUUGUCUUGGUUCGUCUUAAGUUUAGGAUACUUGAUCGUUGUAAGGCGUUAAUGCAAAGGGUUCACCCAAAUGCAGCCAUAUACAUGAUGCCUUGUUUUUAUUUUCGUAAGUCUUUUUCUUUUUGUCCGGUGUUAGAACUUCAAAGAAGAUGAUCAGAUACACUCUUUGCUUCCAUCUCAAAUUUCCAAUUUACUUUAACGUUCAAUUUA